This is a messenger RNA of Manis pentadactyla (Chinese pangolin), 2573 nucleotides long. It is a transcript of the gene SLC34A1, whose product is annotated as solute carrier family 34 member 1. Gene Ontology annotation, cellular component: apical plasma membrane; brush border; vesicle. Gene Ontology annotation, molecular function: sodium:phosphate symporter activity. The record is from RefSeq and is a predicted model, not a curated record. Gene Ontology annotation, biological process: intracellular phosphate ion homeostasis; sodium-dependent phosphate transport. Bases 89 to 2017 code for a protein of 642 amino acids. NCBI's taxonomy places the organism in Eukaryota, Metazoa, Chordata, Mammalia, Pholidota, Manidae. The transcript has 13 exons.
AAGGUAUAAAGAGAAGGGUCCCAGCUCCUCUUCAGGUCCCUUGGGCUUUUCUGAGGCUGAGCAGCAGCUAAAACAGAACGCUGAGUGUAUGCCCAGGAUGAUGGCCUAUGGAGAGAGAUUGGGGGGCCCGGCUGUUUCCCCACUCCCAGUCCGUGGGGGGCGCAUGAUGCAUGGGGCAGCCUUUGCCUAUGUGCCCAGCCCCCAAGUUCUGCACAGGAUCCCAGGGACCUCCACCUAUGCCUUCCCCAGCCUGGGCCCCGUGGCUCUUACCGAGCACAGCUGCCCCUACGGGGAGGUUCUGGAGCACCAUGACCCAUUGCCUGCCAAGUUGGCCCUGGAGGAGGAACAGAAGCCAGACCCCAGGCUGGCCCAGAGGCUGCACAAGGCUGGCGUGACACUCUUCAAGGUGCCACUGAUGCUCACCUUCCUCUACCUCUUCGUCUGCUCCCUGGAUGUGCUCAGCUCCGCCUUCCAGCUGGCUGGAGGAAAGGUGGCUGGUGACAUCUUCAAGGACAAUGCCAUCCUGUCCAACCCAGUGGCGGGGCUGGUGGUAGGGAUCCUGGUGACCGUGCUGGUGCAGAGCUCCAGCACGUCCACAUCCAUCAUUGUCAGCAUGGUCUCCUCUGGCUUGCUAGAGGUGAGCUCUGCCAUCCCCAUCAUCAUGGGCUCCAACAUCGGCACCUCUGUCACCAACACCAUUGUGGCUCUGAUGCAGGCAGGGGACAGGACUGACUUCCGGCGGGCCUUUGCAGGGGCCACGGUACAUGACUGCUUUAACUGGCUGUCAGUUCUGGUCCUGCUGCCCCUGGAGGCUGCCACCGGGUACCUGAACCAUGUCACUCAACUGGUGGUUGCCUCCUUCAACAUCCAUGGCGGCCGAGAUGCCCCUGACCUGCUCAAGAUCAUCACAGAGCCCUUCACUAAGCUCAUCAUCCAGCUGGACAAGUCCGUGAUCACCAGCAUUGCUACUGGUGACGAAUCCCUGAGAAACCACAGUCUUAUCCGGAUCUGGUGCCGCCCAGACCCCAUGGAGGCUGCCACCCCCAUGCCCAGGGCAGAGGCCAACACCAGCCGGAUCCUUGGAAACAUCACUAUGGAGAAAUGUAACCACAUCUUCGUGGACACAGGGCUGCCUGACCUGGCCGUGGGGCUCAUCCUUCUGGCUGGCUCCCUGGUGCUGCUAUGUACCUGCCUCAUCCUCCUCGUCAAGAUGCUCAACUCUCUGCUCAAGGGCCAGGUGGCUAAGGUCAUUCAGAAGGUUAUCAACACUGACUUCCCUGCCCCUUUCACCUGGGCCACAGGCUACUUCGCCAUGGUGGUGGGUGCCGGCAUGACCUUUGUUGUCCAGAGCAGUUCUGUGUUCACCUCAGCUAUCACCCCUCUCAUUGGCCUGGGUGUGAUCAGCAUUGAGCGGGCCUACCCCCUCACACUGGGCUCCAACAUUGGCACCACCACCACGGCCAUCCUGGCUGCACUGGCCAGCCCAAGGGAGAAGCUGUCCAGUGCGUUCCAGAUCGCUCUCUGCCACUUCUUCUUCAACAUCUCGGGCAUCCUGCUGUGGUACCCGGUGCCGUGCACGCGCCUGCCCGUCCACAUGGCCAAGGCCCUGGGCAAGCGCACGGCCAAGUACCGCUGGUUUGCUGUCCUCUAUCUGCUCCUGUGCUUCCUGCUUCUGCCCUCGCUGGUGUUUGGCAUCUCCAUGGCAGGCUGGCGGGCCAUGGUAGGGGUGGGUGCACCAUUUGGGGCCCUGCUGGCCUUCGUGGUGCUCGUCAGCGUCCUGCAGAGUCGCAGCCCUGGGCACCUGCCCAAGUGGCUGCAGACGUGGGACUUCCUGCCCCUCUGGAUGCACUCCCUGCAGCCCCUGGACCACCUCAUCACCCGUGCCACUUUGUGCUGUGCCAGGCCUGAGCCCCGCUCACCCCCUCUGCCAGCCAGGGUCUUCCUGGAGGAGCUGCCCCCUGCCACGCCCUCCCCCCGGCUGGCAUUGCCUGCUCGCCUCAAUGCCACUCACCUCUAGCCGGUGCCCAGACUGCCACCUGGGGCAGAGAAGGGCCUACACCUGGUGCCCAGGAUAGAUGGGCAGAGCGGUGUUUCUGUGCACUCUGGGCAUGCGCCUGUCAUUGUGCAGGUCCUCAGAAGCCUGGGCUUGUAUGUCUGAGAGUCGGGGUGUGUACAUGUGAGGACAUGUUCGGGUGAGUCCAUGUGUCAGCCUGUAUGUGUGUACUGAUGCCCCUGUGAGGGACUGUGUGCAGGCUGCGGGGUGCCUGAGUAUGAUUUUGAGUCCUUUGUACAUGUGCUGGGAGACUGGGCUUAUGUCCUUGUGUACACAGAACUCCAACUGGGCUGGUCUAGAGUAAGGGUGGGUCUGAGUAAGUGACUUGCAGCUGUUUGCUUGUGUAUAGAUGUGGGUGUGAGUCACUGGCUGAAUUCUCACCCCCUCCCUGCAACCUUCUUUCCUCCAUGAUACCAUUCUCAUCAUUCACACCCAGGUUUGCUAGGCCACCACUACUACAAUCCUAUUCCCCAACACUGCCUGAUGAAAAGGAAUUAAACUCUCAUUAUGCAUUUGCAAA